AUGGCAAGCCAUCACCACCCGGGGGCAACUUGGAACCCCGACAGAGCCGAUGCAUGGGAAAAUCUUCAGGAAGAUUUCCAACCUGACCUCGCUCCGCUCCCCAACCACACAAGUGCACAGCCCCACACAUACCCAAACCAUACCGGACCUGGAACUCGAAUCGUCCCACGCAACUUGCCAAACCCUUCCAACUAUCAAACUGGCGCCGGCGUGCCACACCUCCGCAGCAUUCCUGCCACAGGGGCAGGGGUUAUUUCUCCAUACUCGACUCAUUUCAACCCAUCACCAAGCCCCCUUGGGGGAAAUGGAACCAAGGCCGGUCCUCAGUUCAACACUUCUAACACCAAUCACAGUAUCCCUGGAACCCCAGGUAUUCAAGCCACAGAGACCCAUGAAACUGAUGAGGCUGCAGGCCCCACCCAACGGCACCCCGGUCCAAUGGGAGGCAGGGACGCAGGGGGGAUUGGCCCGAUACGCACCCCAUCCCACACCAGUCUCCCCAAUCCUUCCCCCUAUAGACAUGAAGACCGGUCAUCUGCUUCUGACUCCGUCAGCAGUUUCAGUCAACACUCAAGCUCAUCUGACUCAACCACCUCAAUCCGGCCAGAAACCCUGACUUACAUCCGCAAGACUUACCAUCUCCUCCAAGAGAACCUUGAAAAUCAUGAGGAGUUUGCUCACAUCGGACAACCCCUCUUCAGUAUUCCGGAACACGAGCAGUGGCCAGCAGCGGUUGCAUUGAUCUUGCAGCAAGCCCGGGUUAACACAUCAUCCCAAGCAGCCACACCGGGCCUGGCUGUCCAGACAAACAAAGAACUCCCCAAUCUCAAGACCCUUGUCAGCACCAACAUCUGCAUCAUCUUGCUCAACCCCAAACUUGACGUAUAUGGACAUCGAGGCAAUCGCAGCAACAAAAAGGCUGAAACACCAUAUUCAAUGAUGAAGCUCAAGGCCGACAAAUUCAAGCUGUCGACCAUCAUCCAAUCCUGCUUGCCCAGUCCACCCAAGAAAGCCCCCCCACUGAAGCAACUCGUUGGCUCGGUGUACAUUGGCAUGCUCCCCCGAUACAAGGACACUCUUCUACCACAGGUCUAUUCAGAUGUUCCACCGCCCGCUAGGGCCCGGCUGUCCUACAUCCGAUUCAUGAUCAACCUCAACCGUAUCCAACGGAAGGGUAAGACCAAGGGCAAGACGCCAACCUUCUGGCAUCAAAUCAAAGAUGACCUCAAUGCCCGAAUCGACAAAGGGCGCCUUUACCAAUAUGCCUUUGGGCAACUGAUCCUACGCAAAGACAAGCGACUGUGGGAUGGUGCCACCGCCUUGGAUGAGGUCGACCCGGACGACUGUGCUCUCCCCACCGAAGCUGAAAUCGAAGCCGAGAUCGCCGGUCUCAGUGCAGAGCAAUCCUCCCAGGCCGAAGCGACUGACUUUUAAUACUCAGACCUCACCACUGCUGAUACCGAAUUGGA
Molecule: messenger RNA, 1469 nt
Organism: Puccinia graminis f. sp. tritici CRL 75-36-700-3
Lineage: Eukaryota; Fungi; Basidiomycota; Pucciniomycetes; Pucciniales; Pucciniaceae
Exons: 4
Coding region: 1-1434 (477 amino acids)
Source: RefSeq, a predicted model, not a curated record